Molecule: messenger RNA, 405 nt
Organism: Symbiodinium necroappetens
Lineage: Eukaryota; Dinophyceae; Suessiales; Symbiodiniaceae
Source: the annotation of a GenBank genome assembly
AUGCUCUCUAUCAACGUGGAAGCGCUGGAGUUGAAUGCUGCCCGAAACCGCCCUUGCGGCUACAUCUUCCUAGACUUUGAGGACUCGGAGGAUGUUGUGCGCCUUCGUAAAAACCUGCAGCUGCUGGACAACUUGCUUUGGCCCCCCCUUCAAGAUCGAAAGAUGCAGGUAAAAUUUUGCCCGCAUUCAAGGAAGGAGGGCUCUCCUUCAUCACUUCUGUGGGUCGGAGCUGAUGUUCGAAGCCGAUGCCAAUCGCGGGCCGCCUCGCAAUGGAAAGUCCAGCAGUGGCAACUGCAUGGUCAACCCCAUCGACUUGAGGCAAUAGCUAUUGCCUGGCUUGCAGCACGCUGCUGCGAGACAGCAUCGCUCCGAUCGAGAUCGGGCGACUUUGAAACCAGACACUAG